Molecule: messenger RNA, 1746 nt
Organism: Diorhabda sublineata
Lineage: Eukaryota; Metazoa; Arthropoda; Insecta; Coleoptera; Chrysomelidae
Product: probable metabolite transport protein CsbC
Exons: 2
Coding region: 158-1624 (488 amino acids)
Biological process (GO): transmembrane transport
Cellular component (GO): membrane
Molecular function (GO): transmembrane transporter activity
Source: RefSeq, a predicted model, not a curated record
UUAUAAUAUGAAAAACGAUUUUUAGAAUAUUGUUAGUAUGCAAAUUAGGCAAAUUAUUUCUUGGAACACAAAACCUUCAAAUUUAAUAUAUUCACAUUAGAUACUGCGACAUAGAUAAAAUAAAAGUUUUAUUUUAUUCCAACGAUAGUUUUAAAAAAUGACUUUACAUGAAAACAUAGUGUUUAUACCAAAAGAAAACAUCAAUAAUGAUAAUAAUAGGAAAAAAAAAUCAUCGAGUUCACUACUGAUUCUAUACCUAAGUGCAUUUACAGCCGAUUUACUGAUAAUUCCGAUCGGAUCUUUUAUGGUUUGGCCGUCAACGGUAAUCCCGAAGCUUAUGUCGAAUAAUACGAAUAUUAAUCCACUUGGAAGACCAAUUACUAGCUUAGAAACAUCUAUAAUUGUAUCUUUACCUUAUUUUUCAACAAUUCUUGGAUUGGUAAUAGCAUCGAAACCAUCAGAUAUUAUUGGACGAAGAAAAACGUUGCUUUAUUUUGCGAUUAUUAUGUGGAUUAGUAUCAUCGCAAUUGCUUUUUCUAACAAUAUGUAUAUGUAUUACGUUAGUUUUUUUGUAUACGGUAUAACAAACGCUUGUUUAGGUUUAUUAGUUGUUAUUUAUAAUGUAGAAAUAGCUGGAGAUAAACAUAGAGCUUUAUUGAGCUCUAUUAGUACUCUAGGAUUACCGAUUGGACAACUUUUUGGUUUUGUUUUUGGAGCAAUGAUAGAUAGCAUCAAAAUAUUUACUGUUAUCAUCUCCGUACCUAUAUUAAUACAUUUUUUAUUAUAUAGUUUUAUGGUAGAAUCCCCCGUUUAUUUAAUACAUAAAAACAAAAAAAAUCUCGCUAUAAAUGUUUUAAAAAAAUUGAGAAGUUAUUAUGAUGUAGUAGAUAUCGAAAACGAAUAUGAAGUUAUUAAUGAAUCUGUUGAAACUAAUAAAGAAAGAAGUAUUAAAUUAAUCGAUUGCUUCAAAAGCUUCACAACAAAGAAAGCUCUUCUUCUGAGUUUUCUGAUGAUUUGUACACGAGAAAUGACAGGUAAUAAAGUAGUAUUAGCUUACACCGGUUUGAUAUUCAACGAAGCUGGUACAAUAUUUUCUGGAAACGAGGUUGGAAUUAUAAUUGGUUUCGUAAAUGUGGCAGUUAUAUUUUUAUUAAUUCUUCUAAUCAACAGAUUCGGUAGAAGAACUUUUCUAUUAACAUCUAGUUUAUUUUGUUCGAUUUCUACAAUGGGUAUUGGUUUCUACUUUUUUCUUAAAGAAAUAAACUCGCCUUUGGUUUAUUCCAUUCGUUGGUUACCAAUUAUUUCCGUUAUUAUUUUCAUUGUAUGUUACGCUAUCGGUUUAGGGGGUGUUCUUCCAGGGUACCUAGCAGAAUUAUUUUCCAACGAAUCAAGAAUAACAGCAAGUUCUGCAGCUUUAAUACUUGGAGCUCUGUUUUCGUCUAGCUUGGAUUUUGGAUUUCCAUUAAUAACAGAAUCUUUUGGAGUAUCCUUUAGCUUUCUUGUUUAUAGCGUUUCGACAUUUAUUGGUUUUGUUUUACUGUAUUUCUGUUUACCAGAAACGAGAGGUAAAACAUUGAAAGAAAUACAAGUCAUACUUCAGGGAAGUUAUUUUCAUUUUUCUUAAUUUUUAAGUAAUUAUUUUUAUGUCACAGUAUCAUUUAAUAAAUCACUGAACACCAUGUAUAGUUUUUAUAAAAGAUGAAUAAAUUAUAAAAACAAAAAAACAUUAAAUUUAUAUAAUAAUAA